Molecule: messenger RNA, 1491 nt
Organism: Drosophila busckii
Lineage: Eukaryota; Metazoa; Arthropoda; Insecta; Diptera; Drosophilidae
Gene: ScsbetaG
Product: succinate--CoA ligase [GDP-forming] subunit beta, mitochondrial
Exons: 4
Coding region: 97-1359 (420 amino acids)
Biological process (GO): tricarboxylic acid cycle; succinyl-CoA metabolic process
Cellular component (GO): succinate-CoA ligase complex; mitochondrion
Molecular function (GO): ATP binding; succinate-CoA ligase (GDP-forming) activity
Source: RefSeq, a predicted model, not a curated record
AAACACGAACCGCAUUCAAUUGAUAGCCAAUAAAAGUAGCUGCGGUGCCAUACAUUAAUUAAAUUCUAAUUGUAUAUAGGUGAAUUCAAGUGCAAAAUGUCGUUCAUGAUUAAAGCAGCGCGUACAACAAGGCAGCUCAUUCAUAAGGCGCCGGUACUGCAGCAGCAGGUGCGUCAACUAAAUCUACUGGAGUUUCAGUCAAAGGAUUUGCUACAGAAAUAUGGCGUGGCCAUACAACAGUUUAAGGUAUUAGACAACUCCAAGGCCGAUACAGAUGUGGUAAAGACAUUUGAUUGCCCAGAGUAUGUGGUGAAGGCGCAGAUAUUGGCGGGCGGACGCGGCAAGGGUACAUUUGAUAAUGGCUUCAAAGGCGGCGUACACAUAACCUCAAACAAGAGCGAAGUCCUCUCGUUGAGUAAACAAAUGAUAGGCAAUCGCUUGAUUACCAAACAGACACCCACGACUGGCAUAUUGGUCAACAAGGUAAUGGUUGCUCGCAGUGUAAACAUUACACGCGAGACUUAUCUAUGCAUCUUGCUUGAUCGCGAACACAAUGGACCUGUGCUGAUUGCUUCGCCUGCUGGUGGCAUGGACAUUGAAGCGGUAGCUGAAGAAACUCCAGAGAAACUUAUGACUGUGCCCUUGGACAUUGACAAGCCCAUACCAGAAGCUAAGCUGCUGGAGGUUGCUAAAUUUUUGGAGUUCAAGGGUGAUACCAUCAAGCGCUGUGCUGAAGAGAUUCAGAAGCUGUACACGCUCUUUAAGGCUGUUGAUGCUGUGCAAAUUGAGAUUAAUCCGCUAGCGGAAACCGACAAAGGCGAAGUUAUCUCUGUAGAUGCCAAGCUGAACUUUGAUGACAAUGCGCAGUUCCGUCAAAAAAAUAUUUUCGACAUGGACGUUACCGAAGAGGAGGCUGAUCCACGUGAAGUGGAGGCAUCCAAAUAUAAUCUCAACUAUGUCGCUAUGGACGGCAACAUUGGUUGCCUGGUUAAUGGAGCUGGUCUGGCUAUGGCUACCAUGGACAUUAUCAAACUGAAUGGCGGUGAACCAGCAAACUUCUUGGAUGUGGGCGGUGGUGUUAAGGAAGAUCAGGUGGCCAAGGCAUUUGAGAUUCUCACAUCUGAUCCCAAAGUCAAGGGCAUAUUGGUAAAUGUAUUUGGUGGCAUUGUCAACUGUGCAACGAUUGCCAAUGGCAUUGUUGCUGCCUCCAAGAAGCUGCAGCUAAAUGUGCCCUUAGUAGUGCGCUUGGAAGGCACUAAUGUGGAUAAGGCACGUGAAAUUCUUAAAAACUCCGGACUGCCCAUACAGACUGCAAGCGACUUGGAUGAUGCUGCCCAGAAGGCGGUGGCUGCGCUUUAAAAUAUCAUUUGUCUUACAUUUUAGUAACAACAGACGCACAGUGGUUAGCAUUUAAAAUUAAUUGUUAUAUAUGGUCAUUUCUGUGGGCCUUUUAGCCUUAAGUUUUUAAACAAAAUAUAUACGCAACGAUUU